Molecule: messenger RNA, 1895 nt
Organism: Thermothelomyces thermophilus ATCC 42464
Lineage: Eukaryota; Fungi; Ascomycota; Sordariomycetes; Sordariales; Chaetomiaceae
Exons: 4
Coding region: 112-1827 (571 amino acids)
Biological process (GO): proteolysis
Molecular function (GO): serine-type carboxypeptidase activity
Source: RefSeq, a predicted model, not a curated record
CGCUGUCGUUACAAAGUAUAACAUUUGGGGUCCUUUCCCGCCCCCCACGGCAAGGCGCCGCUCGAGUUCGCAGCAGCACAACCGACACACCACCUCCCGCCCUCCGUCAAGAUGCUGUGGACGACCCUUCUCUCGGCCCUCCUCCUGACGGGGACGGCCGAAGCCGCCGGGCGCAGCAUAGCGCAUGCUGGAAAACGCCAUGUCGAGCACGCCGCGAAGAGGGCGAAGCCCAUCAUGCCGGCGGGCCCUUAUCACCCCGUGAUCGAGCGGGAAGAGAAGGCGCCCAAGUUCCUGACCCCGAAGACAGAGAAAUUUGCCGUCGACGGGAAGGGCAUCCCGGACGUCGACUUCGACGUCGGCGAGUCCUAUGCCGGCCUGCUGCCCCUCAGCAGCGACCCCAACGACGACAAGAACCUGUUUUUCUGGUUCUUCCCCUCGACCAACCCAGCGGCCGAGAAGGAGAUCCUCAUCUGGCUCAAUGGCGGUCCCGGCUGCUCGUCCUUUGAGGGAUUGCUGCAGGAGAACGGGCCGUUCCUGUGGCAGUAUGGCACCUACAAGCCGGUUCAGAACCCGUGGAGCUGGCACACCCUGACCAACAUCGUCUACGUCGAGCAGCCCGUCGGCACUGGCUUCACCACGGGCACGCCCACCAUCACUAACGAGGAGGAGCUCGCGGCCGAAUUCAUGGGCUUCUGGAAGAACUUUGUCGACACCUUUGGCCUGCACGGCUACAAGGUGUACAUUGCCGGAGAGUCUUACGCCGGCUACUACUGCCCCUACAUCGCCGCCGCCUUCCUCGACGAGGAGGACAAGACGUACUACGACAUGUCUGGCAUGACCAUCUACAACCCCUCUCUCGCACCCGACGAGAUCCAAGAGCCCAUCCCGGUCGUGGCCUUCACCGAAUACUGGAGCGGCCUCUUCCCCUUCAACGACACCUUCCGCGCCGACAUCAAGCGCCGCGAGAAGGAGUGCGGCUACGCCGACUUCCUGGCCGAGUAUCUCGUCUACCCGCCCAAGGGGCCCCUGCCGUCCCGCCUGCCGGGCACCCACCGGGACGGCACCACGCGUGAGGAGUGCUGGAACAUCUACUGGGACAUCUUCGACGCCAUCUCCGUCCUCAAUCCCUGCUUCGACAUCUACCAGGUCGCCACGACUUGCCCCCUCCUCUGGGACGUCCUCGGCUUCCCAGGAUCGAUGCCGUACCUGCCCGAGGGCACCAAGGUCUACUUCGACCGCGAGGACGUCAAGCGCGCCAUUCACGCCCCCGUCAACGCCACCUGGGAAGAGUGCUCGUCCCGCGACGUCUUCGUCAACGGCACGGACCACUCGGUGCCCUCGACCGUUCGGGCGCUCCCGCGCGUCAUCGACGGCACCAAGAACGUCAUUAUCGGCCACAGCGCCCUCGACAUGAUCCUGCUCGCCAACGGCACCCUGCUGGCCCUGCAGAACAUGACCUGGGGCGGCAAGCGCGGAUUCCAGAGCCGGCCCGACCAACCCUUCUACGUGCCCCUCAACAACAUCACCACCCUGUCCACCCUGGCCGCCGCCGGCGUUUUCGGCAGCCUCGUGUCGGAGCGCGGCCUGACGUACGUGGGCGUCGACCUGGCCGGGCACAUGGUGCCCCAGUACGCCCCCUCGGCCGCCUACAGGCACGUCGAGUACAUGCUGGGCCGCGUGGACUGCAUGAACUGCACCAAGCCGUUCACCACGGAUCCCUUCACGCCGCAGAGUAAAGGGAAACUGGGCAAGGGCACAGCGCCGCAGGGAUGGAGCAAUGCGAGUGGGCACGGGAAGGGUAAUGGUCCAAGAAGGAUUAGAGCCUAGAGGGGGGAGGGGCGGUCGCUAGAGAGCUGAUACUGCAUAGAGAAAUUUAAUCAGUACUGAAACCAUAA